CAACUCGUACUGUACUAAAAACUAUGCCAACUUAUGAACAUAAAAUUAAUAAGACAUACAACGAUUUUCAAUAGGUAGCACGGUAUUCUAUAUUCUGAGUUUUACUGCGGCCGAUUGGCUUUGAAGUAGCGACAAAUGUCGGCAACGCUCGAUCGGGUCACGCUCCUGCAACAAUUAAUAAAUUUAGUUAAAGAAUUUAAGUUGACUGACCGCGAUAUGCAGUCCAUCCAGCUACCUGUUAACCUGUAAUAUUUCUACCUCUGACUUACGCACUUUCGCCUAUGGACAAACUGGUGGUUACGUUGAUGCGUUCGCAGAUCUUCUACCACCAUCACCAACAACGGCUCCGCUUGUGCACGGUCCAUAUUGUCCGGCCCGUGUCCAAAUUGUUUCUCACGAGGGGCGGCUAUGCAUCCGCUUUCAAACAUGUCAUUCCGCGGCUCAAAGGCGAAACCGAUGAUAGCCGCUGGUACAAGAAACUGAAGAAGACGCUGACAAUUUUGAAAUAUGGUCUCGCCUUCUCGGGUAUCGUCUACGCUCACUGCAGCAGCAGCCGCAACAACGGCAACGCCCCCAAGGAUCCCUCCCUGCCCGCCUCGUCCGAAUGCGCUCUCUUCCGUUGCUGCAAAUCACCACGCAGUCUGCCUGAGACGGCUGCGCUCCUGCAGGACGAAACACUGAACAUUAACACGGUGCAUCCUCUUGGCUGGACCUUCCUGCACGUCAGCGCCGCUAACGGCAACGCGGCGGCCACGCGACUGCUUCUCGAGGCGGGCGCCGAUCCCAAUGCGCAGGAUGAGUUCAACAAUGUUUACGCCGUAUCGGAGGCCCGGAAGUCGCAGCCGAUGGAGAUUCUUCUGAUCCGGGAAGAGGACUUCAGCGGGGGAUUGAAUACGCGAGCUAGUUUUAAGGGCUGCACAGCUCUGCAUUAUGCCGCUCUGGCCGAUGAUCUGGAGACUGUGCAGUUGUUGUUGCAAGCGGGCGGCAAUCCGCUGAUCAUAAACGAGAAAGGUCACACCUGUCUGGAAUACGCCAAGGAACCGCGGAUUAAAGAAAUGCUGGAGCAGGCGGUGGCUAGAGGAGAGGAGUUCCAGCGGCGGUGUGAGGCGGAGGAGCGCAGCAAAUUCCCUCUGGAAGAGCGCCUCAAGCAGACACUGGUCGGCCAGGAAACCGCCAUCGCCACUGUGUCGGCGGCUAUACGCCGGCGCGAAAGCGGAUGGUAUGACGACGAUCACCCAUUGGUGUUGCUAUUUCUCGGCUCUUCGGGAAUUGGCAAAACCGAGCUAGCUAAGCAGAUCGCGCUCUAUCUCAACAAAGACCAGAAGAAAGGAUUUAUUCGACUGGACAUGAGCGAGUAUCAAGAAAAGCACGAGGUGUCCAAGCUGAUCGGUUCACCGCCGGGCUAUCUGGGUCACGAACAGGGCGGACAGCUAACGCAGAAACUGAAGGAAAGCCCGGGGGCGGUGGUCCUGUUCGACGAAGUGGACAAGGCGCAUCCGGAUGUUCUGACAGUGUUGCUGCAGCUGUUCGACGAAGGUCGCCUGACCGAUGGCCGCGGCAAGACGGUGGAGUGCAAGGAGGCUAUUUUCAUUAUGACGAGCAAUCUGGCCACCGAUGAGAUUGCCGAAUUCGCGGUGAGGAUGCGCCAGGAAGACCAGGCAAUGCGCGGCGCAGCCAGUGAUCUCCGGCCGUCCUCCGAGGUCAUUCACUUUCCCCGGAAAUUCAAGGACGAAGUGGUGGAACCGAAACUAAAACGUCACUUUCGGCGCGAUGAAUUUCUUGGCCGCAUCAACGAGAUCGUGUAUUUUGUGCCGUUCUCGCACGGGGAACUCCUGCAGUUGGUCGACAAAGAUCUGACCUUUUGGAAAGAUCGCGCCCGGCGAAAACACGACGUUCAGUUAGAAUGGGAUGCCGGUUUAGUCGAAGCCAUCGCGGAUGGCUACAACAUCCACUAUGGAGCGCGUAGUAUCCGUCACGAGAUCGAGCGCAGUGUCAUUAACCCGUUGGCCGCGGCAUAUGAGCGUCACCUCCUGAAUCGGCAGUGCUGUGUGCGGCUGACCGCCGACACUUCGCUCUCCCUGCAAAAUGAUGCCGGUGAAUGCUUAUGCGAACCACGUCCCAUCAAGAUUCUUCUCAAGCCUCAGACACAACAGGACAAUCAGGAGAAAAAAGCGGAUUUUGUUGACAUCACGGAGUCACUCAAGCAACCGCUUCCACAAAUAGCGGCAGAAUAAAGUUCUAUCUGACAGGGAAAUUCAACACAAUAAAAAGACAUCAUGAAUAUACUAACGAUGUUUUAGGAAUAAACUGAAGAAAUGCACCAUCGCUUAAAAAUUCAAGAAGAUCAAAAUUAAAAAUAAAGGCACAUGAAGUUUUCAACGUUCCAGGGCAGC
This is a messenger RNA of Paramacrobiotus metropolitanus, 2393 nucleotides long. RefSeq names its product caseinolytic peptidase B protein homolog. NCBI's taxonomy places the organism in Eukaryota, Metazoa, Tardigrada, Eutardigrada, Parachela, Macrobiotidae. Gene Ontology annotation, biological process: cellular response to heat. Gene Ontology annotation, cellular component: cytoplasm; mitochondrion. Bases 282 to 2234 code for a protein of 650 amino acids. Gene Ontology annotation, molecular function: ATP binding; ATP hydrolysis activity; protein binding. The transcript has 7 exons. The record is from RefSeq and is a predicted model, not a curated record.